AAUGGGCCCGUUUCAGACCACGGCUUCAUGGUGUAUCUCAGCAGGUUUAUCCUCGACAAGGUCUUGAAAAUGCCUCUUGCAGUAACAUCACCCAGAUUAGGACAGCGUGAGUUUUCCUCCAGGACGUCAUGACACCAACACCGGGAACUAGAUAUUCUAACUUUUGCCCUGGAUCAAAAAGUCAUGUUGUCCCUAACUAAUGUGUUGGGCAGCUUUGUUGUUAUUGUUUACUGUAAAAUUGGUCUUAAAAGGUCUUAAAUUGAACUCCUGCCUCCUUUCUUCUGUUCUUUUUCUCCAUCUUCUUUUCUCUUAUUCCUCUGUUAUUAAACCUCACCCUCUUCUUCCUUCUUCAUCUGUAAUACUAGUUCUUGCCUAAACCAUACAUAACCUAACAAUGAUUUAAAACCGAACCAGAUCCACAGUGAUGAGGUUGUGUCUCAUGAGGACCAGGUUUUGGUCUCCAUGUGGACUAGUGGUCAGAAAAGGCCCCUAAAUACACACACACACACUGAUUAACGUUGACUCUUUGAGUGAAUGCUAUGCCUGGAUUCUCAGUUGCGGGUUGAUUUCGAUGUGCUGGAGUUCAUCAGGAUGUGCUGGACUCUGUGUUGCAAGAAGAACAUGUGCAACAAACAGCUCCUCAUCACAGACGACGACGCCUUCAAAGUCUGGUGCAUUUUCAACUUCCUGUCAGAGGACAAAUACCCCCUGGUCAUCGUCACUGAAGAGAUUGAGUACUUCCUCCGAAAGCUGAUGGAGACCAUGGGGAGUGAGUGGUGUGAGGAGAAGGUUGCAGAUUACAGGCUGCAGCUGAACACAAAGAGCUGUCUCACUGCCUGGGAGCUGGUUGAAAUGGUGGGGAUGGGUUACUUCAGCAAGGGCAUGAACCACCAGACGCUGUCGCUGGGCAUCGACGAGGUCUUCCAGGAGCUCAUACUGGACAUGCUCAAGCAGGGUUACAUGAUGAAAAAAGGACAAAGGAGGAAGAACUGGAACGAGCGCUGGUUUGUGCUUCGGCCCAACUCGCUGUCGUACUACGACUCUGAGGAUCUUGUGGAGAAGAAAGGAAAUAUCAUUCUGGACCAGAACUGCUUUGUCGAGUCUCUGCCAGAUAAAGAUGGAAAGAAAUGCCUGUUUAUCAUCAAGUGCAGUAACAGAAGCUUCGAGGUCAGCGCGUCGGACAAAAAGAAGAAACAGGAAUGGAUUCAAGUUAUUCAAACGUGCAUCCAGCUGAUAAGGUCGGGGCUGCCGUCUCCUCACCGCGAGGCCCGGCAGAGGCGCAGGGAGCUGCGGCGGCAGCAGCUUGCAGAGGAGGUGGAUCUGGUGGAGAAGAUGAAGCAGCUCCAGGUGGCAAACGAGCACAAACAGAGGCAGCUGGAGGCCAUGAGGGAGAAAAUAAAAGACGCUGCUGCCAAAGCGGCGUUAGAGGAAGACACGAGGAUGAAGACACAGUCAGACCUGCAGGAUCGCUACAGACUGGACCUGGAGAGAGAGAAGAUGGUGCGUCAGCAGAUGGAGGAGCAGGUGGCACAGAAGUCCAGUGAACUGGAGCAGUACCUGCAGCGAGUCCGCGAGCUGGAGGACAUGUACCACAGACUGGAGGACGCUUUGGAGGACGAGAGGCAGGCCAAGCAGGACGAGGAGGCCAUGAGAAAACUGCAGUCCAGGCUGCUGGAGGAGGAGGCAGCAAAGAGGGCAGAGCUGGAGCUGAUCCACCUGCGGCAGCAGGGGGCGCUGUCUCGGACUGAAGCAGAGAAGCAGGUGCUGGUGUCUGAACGUCUGGCCAAGGAGAGGGAGCUGCAGGUCGCUGUGCUGCAGCUGGAGACUCUGGAGAAGGAGCGACAGGGAGCACUGGAGCAGUAUGAGGAAGUGUCAAGGAACCUCAGGCGAGCGGCGAACAAGACAAAGACAUGGAAGGACAAGGUGGCCAAACACGAGGGCCUGGUGCGUCUCAUCCAGCCAGGUCAUAAAGGACCGCAGAGAAUCACCAACUGGGGUCCAGCGUCUUUCACUGACGCUGAGCUGGAGAUGAGGAAGAAGUCGUGGCAGGAGAGGAAGAUGAACUCUCACCAGGACAAAUGUUAGAUUUAGGGCCUGUUCAGUCCUGAGAGAUUCUGGAGUCAUGAAAGCUGUAAAAUAAAAAAUAUUUCACUCAUUUAAAGUGACGUUAUUUUAAAAUGUUCAAUGUUUGACUGCAUUUCAUUAGCUUUUUUCUGGUGAUGAUCUGAUGAUCUGCUUUUUAAUACGAUUAUUUAAAGGAAAUUGUUGUGAACAAUUAUUAUUCUGUACUCACCACAGAAACGGCAUCAAGUUGGAUUCCCUGAGGGAAAGAACAAUGGUGAACAAACUGUGACGUGCUAGAGAAGAGUUUGUGACGUUGUGCUUUGAUAUGAACUUGUUAUGAUGGUAAUUUUGUGAAAAUAAAGAACAUUUGACCGAUAUUCACUGUCGCUCAGGGACAUGUGAGUGAACUGCAUCUGUUAAACUCUCAACUAUUGUAAUAAAAACAAUAAAACCUCUAUUUUUGAA
Molecule: messenger RNA, 2529 nt
Organism: Solea senegalensis (Senegalese sole)
Lineage: Eukaryota; Metazoa; Chordata; Actinopteri; Pleuronectiformes; Soleidae
Gene: swap70a
Product: switching B cell complex subunit SWAP70a
Exons: 11
Coding region: 535-2085 (516 amino acids)
Cellular component (GO): nucleus; cytoplasm
Source: RefSeq, a predicted model, not a curated record